AUGCUCUCGUCGUCGUCCCGCCGGGAAAGCAGGAUGGUGGUGGAGAACCCGCAGACGAAGAAGGUGGGCUGCAUGUCCGGCAUCUUCUUCUUCCUCAACAUGAACCGCCACAACUCCCGCAAGCGCCUCCUCUCAGGGAAGAACCGAAGUAGCAGCAGCAACAGCAGCAGCAGCAAGACCCCCGAGAGCUCUCCGGCGAACCCCACUCGGCCUGCCGCGGCGGCGCCGCCCGCCGCCGUGUCCUCCGGCGAGAAGUCCGUGAGGCGGCUCUCCUGCGAGAUCCCACGUAGCCCCACGCUUCCCUCGGAGAUACGACGGUUAGACUCCCCGGUUUGCUCCCCACGCAAGCCGCCGGCGCUGGUGGCGCGGCUGAUGGGGUUGGACGACUCGCCGCCGCCGCACGACUCACCCCAGUCGGCGGCGGAGAAGCGGCGGAAGCUCCUGGGGGCGCUGGAAAGGUGCGAUGAGGACCUCAUGACUCUGAAGAGGAUCAUCGAUGCCCUGCGCGCGGCGGAGACUCAUCGGGACUCCGGCGGCGGCGCAGGGGUGGAGGAGAAGCGGUGUCUCGAGGAGGAAGAUGGCAAGCCGAGUCCCGUCUCGGUGCUCGACGCGCCGCUGUCUUCUCCAGCGCCGGGCGUCCGCUGGAGGCAGCAGCAGCUGCCGCCAGGUGCACCUCAACCUCAUCUCCAUCGUCGUUAGACUGCAUCUCCCCGUCGCAGCGAAUAAUGACGGAGCAUACUUCAAUUACUGGUUAUUGUUUUCGCCGAAUUAAAUAUCAAAUCCAUUUUAAGUGAUUUGACUUUCAUAGUCAUGUUAUGACAAGAUAAUACAUUUAAUAUUGGUUAAUUCAGAAUAAAAACACGCGUCACCACUGUUUUUAAGCUCCAACCAAACGACUGAGAAUAUGACGCCGUCAUCUGCGUUGACUUUCGUGUUCGAUCGAUCUUAUGUCCUUUUAUUUUGGAACAAGCAAGAACCGGUUCAUCGCGCUAAAGGCGGCGUUCAUGGUGCAGGUGGCGAUGCGGAAGACGCCGGCGACCACCUCCUCCUCGACGGCCACCACCUCGUCCUGCCGGCGUUCGCCUGCAAGAAAGGACCGCCUUCUCUCCCUCCGGAGGACCAGAGGCCGAUUGGGCCGACGAACCUCCCGCGGCCGCGCCGCCGGUGGUGGCGGCGGCAGCGGCCAUGCAGCAAGGCAAUGGCGGAGAGCGUAGAGGAGGUCUCGGAGAGCGGCUUGUGGGAGGAGAUGUGGGAGCUGGACAUGAUAUGGGUGGAGCUGGAAAGGAGCAUCGUCGGCGAACUGGUGGCGGAGCUCGUCAAGGAAUUAGGGUUCCGCCGCGGCAGGCCCUCCUCCCUGCCCUUCUUCACCGGGUGCAGGAAAAGGCUGUUCUUCUAG
This is a messenger RNA of Spirodela intermedia, 1396 nucleotides long. NCBI's taxonomy places the organism in Eukaryota, Viridiplantae, Streptophyta, Magnoliopsida, Alismatales, Araceae. The record is from the annotation of a GenBank genome assembly.